AUAUACGGAGGAGCACUGCGUGGUCUAAAUCUAACCUAACAUAGUAAGCGGUAUAUGAAUUGGUAGAAAACGAGGGUAUAUAAAGUAUAAUAAAAAUAUAAUAGAAAAACUAUGGCUACAAAUGAAUCUACAGAAUCUGAGAAAAAUCCUUACGCGUAUCUCGACAGAGAAGAUUUUACAUCGGAAAGAUACAAGAUCGAGGUACGCGGGUUACCAAAGUAUUAUGGAAUAAGUGAAUUCAAAAAGCUUUUAAACGAGAAGCUAGAUUUACAAACAUGCAAGGUGAAACCACCGAAACGAGGCAGCAAUUGGAUUUAUGUAUCUUUCAGAAGCGAAGAAGGUCGUCAGAAAGCUAUAGAAACAUUAGAUGGAAUUUUGUGGAAAAAUUGUAAACUUAGUGCUCAGAUUGCAAAACCUGCACCAGAUCCUUUUAUAAAAAAAAGAUUAGAGGAAGGAACCUCUAACAAACGUUUAAAAGUAGAUGAUGAUGCUCAGAGUAUGUCUAUCGAAGAUAAAAUUAAAUUUUCUACAACUCCACUUUGGAAUGUGCCUUAUUCAAGUCAAUUGGAAUUGAAACAAAAAGAAAUGACACAUAUUUUAACAAAUAUUUGUAAUCAAAUAUUGAAUGAAAGCAAGAAUAAUCUGUUAGAUUGGUUCAAUCAGCAGAAAGAUAAAUACAAUGGGCUACCUUGCGAAUUGCUUCCUAUCUUAAGCACAGAUACAAUUACAGGAUAUAGAAAUAAGUGUGAAUUUACAGUUGGUAGAAGUACAGAAAAAGGUAAAGUCACGAUAGGCUUUAGAUUAUCUAGUUAUGCAGCUGGUUCUACAGCAGUGGGACCUAUAGACAAUCUUUGUCACAUUCCUAAUAAAAUGAAAGCUGUAGCUAAAGUACUGGAAGAGUUUGUACAAAAUUCUGAAUUAAAACCUUUUGAACCAGUCGAUCAUACCGGAUAUUGGAGACAAGUUACAGUCAGAACUACUCUUGGUAAUGAUCUAAUGGUUAUACUGGGCAUGCAUCCUCAAGAUUUAAGUUCAGAAAAAUUGGAGGAGUUAAAAUCGCAACUGAAAAGUUUCUUUGAAACUGGAAAGGGUGCCGAGGUUUGCGUGACCUCGUUGUAUCUUCAGAUAAUGAACAAAAAAAGCGCGAAUUCAAACAGUGGAGAUGAUUAUUAUCACAUUAGCGGAGCAAAGUAUAUAGAAGAAACGUUGCUAGGAAUGAAAUUCCGUGUCUCUCCUCAAGCGUUCUUUCAAGUGAACACGAAAGGCGCUGAAGUAUUAUACAAAGCAGCGAUCGAUUUAGCAAAACCAACCAAUGACACGGCAUUGCUGGAUAUUUGUUGCGGUACUGGAACGAUAGGCCUUGCAUUUUCAAAGCAUUGUAGGGAAGUGUUUGGAUUAGAAAUGAUAGAGGAUGCGAUUAAAGACGCGAAGGAGAACGCUGUCGCAAAUGAAAUAAAAAACUGUGAAUUCUUCGUUGGUAAAGCGGAAGAUAUAUUGUCCCCGAUCAUACAGAGGACCACUAAACCUGACAUUAUCGCCGUAGUCGAUCCUCCUCGAGCUGGACUUCAUCAGAAAGCGCUAUUGACUCUGCGCAGGGCAAAAAAGUUGUCUAGAUUAAUUUACAUAUCGUGCAACCCAUGUGCAGCUGCGAAGAAUUUGGUGGAUCUAGCUAGGCCCAUUUCCAAACAAUACACUGGAGAACCAUUGGUACCUGUAAAAGCAGUUGCCGUGGAUAUGUUUCCACACACGAAACACUGCGAAUUAGUAGUGUGUCUGGAAAGAUUAUCCACAGUGAUGAAUACAUCGGAGACCAGUUGUUAGCGAUCUAGAGAGAUGCUACGGUACUAAAUGUUCGCUUAAUUCCGUUGGUAAUUGAGACGAACAGAUGAAAUAAAAGCACCGUUUUUCGUA
Molecule: messenger RNA, 1911 nt
Organism: Osmia bicornis bicornis
Lineage: Eukaryota; Metazoa; Arthropoda; Insecta; Hymenoptera; Megachilidae
Product: tRNA (uracil-5-)-methyltransferase homolog A-like
Exons: 8
Coding region: 112-1821 (569 amino acids)
Biological process (GO): RNA processing
Molecular function (GO): nucleic acid binding; RNA methyltransferase activity
Source: RefSeq, a predicted model, not a curated record